AUGGCGAAUAUUGACGAAAGGUGCUCACCUGCGAUGUUGUUUACCUCCGAGGAGCUCGACAUUACAUUGCCCGUCACAGAUGCUGCUGCAAAAUCACGAGACAAGCGCAAAGCUGGUCACGAUGUUCUGACAACCAGCCGUCGCAUCACGCCGUCAGCAGUGACUAUCGUUCCCAAGCCCAAACGUGCAAAAUUUGAACCGUGGCGUCGACAGCAAGUCGCCAACGUCCGGAAGAAGGGGGCCUAUCACCCAUGCGAUGAGGAUACGUACAACGCAAUACUAGGCACUUCUCCGUUUACCGUUGUCGAGAAUGUUUGCCCGUCUUUCGAUGACAUGAUCAACUGGGACGUGGGCUCAAUCUCCUCGGAGUUUGUGCUCUGGAUGUCCGACGACCAUGCUCAACCAGGAUCGACAAGUCUUGUUAAUAUCUUGUCUUCCUCUGCUUUUGAGAGCAUGAUAUCGAAGUUUGUGGGUAGGUGCUUAAGCAAACAUCUGAGGCUGCUGAUCGAACUGACCUCGUUUCGUUAUUCUCAUGGAAGUAAAGCGUCAUACGCCGACUACGACUCGACUAGCUUGUGGAGCCUCCGCUCGUUCGCGGGGACUCGAGUGUUGCAGGAGCUAGAGCCAGCUCUCGGCAACGCAUCUCUAAAUGCUGCUUCGCUUGAAAAGCUGACAACUUUAUUCUUGGUGCUAUUCGCAACCAUCAUCGCGGCAGGGUAUUCGAACCCACGUUGUCCAUCAGGAGAUAUGGGUGCUUCCACAUUCAGGCUGCCAGUCUAUCAAUCGCCGACAUCAAGUGAGCCCUGCGCUUCCGGUCCAUCGGCGCAAGUCUUUUCAGAAGCACGGAAACACCUUCUUCGCAUCCUUGCACACCAUAUGGUCUACAUCGCAGAACGCAUCAAUCUUCUGGAGACACAAGUUUCCAGAAAGCGUAUCAUUGAAGGCUCGGCCUGCCAAUGGAACAGAAGAGCCACGUUCCAAUGUCAAGAGAUGCCAGCUCCGAAGAACGCAGAUGUCCAAACUGUCUUGGUCUCACCCUGCGACACCCAAGACGACUCAAGGAGGGCAGAUCGAACUUUACCAACAAGACAUCCGGCACGCUCUUACCAUCUCAGUCGCUCUCACCCUGCCAACUCAAGCUGCAGGCUAGCAGGACCUUUCGGUACGUGUGUGCAUGAGCAAAGUCUGAACAUUGAACCGUCGCCCAUGGACCGUAUUCUUGCUGGUUAUCAGCAAAUGACAUUAUCGCCACGGGAUGUGCAAGCUCAAAUUGAACGCGCCAGCACCCAGCGAGUUGACCCGGAGAGCAUCCGGCAUGCUCCACACUCAACCCGUAGAUGCUCCCAAGAUCACAUGCCCUCCAUAAGCACUAGAGACAGAAACUAUGCCGCCUUUGAGUGCCUAGCCGAAACUGAUGGCAUGUGCGCGCCUUUCCUUUGCACAGAUAGUAAUGAUAACGCACACGAAGCAUCGAGCAUGAUCGGAACCCCCGCUCUCACAACCUCACCUUCUACACUGCAAAGUUCAGAACAAUCUUUCUCCACCACGUCCGGCUCUCCGCCUAGCAUCCGAUCUCAAGCCUCAAUGAGUACAUGUGACACCAACUCCGACCAAGGAUCCGUGUGUCGGUCUUGCAUGUUCGCUACGCUGCCAUUUGAUGCAUUGGACCAGGACAAACUCUGCCAGUUCUGCGCAGCUUUUCCCCAGCACAGCGCCGACAUCGCGGCUUCUUCCUCUAAUGACUUGCCUGAUCAAAGGGUUCCCGCCCAAGGUCAGCUCAUUUGGCUGGAUGACGAGGAUGGAUCUGUCAAUCUCCUGGUGUGA
Molecule: messenger RNA, 1824 nt
Organism: Letharia lupina
Lineage: Eukaryota; Fungi; Ascomycota; Lecanoromycetes; Lecanorales; Parmeliaceae
Exons: 2
Coding region: 1-1824 (607 amino acids)
Source: RefSeq, a predicted model, not a curated record